CCCUUAAACUUGUCUUCCACUCUAUAAUUUUAUCUACCCUAGGCCUCAUAAUAUUCUCUCUGAUCUCAAUAAUGCCUAAAUCUAGUCUUCCAUAUCUAUCUUGCUUUGUGAUAAUAUUUGUUAUUAGUCGUUUAAUGUCAAUCAUAAGUGUUAAGCACAGGCCAUGGACUGACUUACUCCCUUGUGAACUAUUCUCUCUAGAUAUUGCUUCUAAACUAAGUCUCAACAAAUCUUCUCUUGCCAUUGCUUCAACUGAUUUUGGUAACUUAGUUCAUGUAACUCCGGCCGCCGUAUUAUACCCUUCAUCCAUAGAAGACAUAAUCUCCAUAGUCAAAUUCUCAUAUAACCAUUCCUUGCCCUUUAAGGUAGCGGCUCGAGGUCGAGGUCAUUCAUGUAGGGGACAAGCCAUGGUAGAAAAUGGUGUUGUCAUAGAUAUGACCUCUUUGAAUAGGUUUAAGCUUAAGAAUAUUAGUUAUAAUAAUAAUUAUCAUCAAUAUUAUGAUAAUAGUAGGAUUAGGGUUUCCUAUGAUGCUUUAUUAGGGUUUUAUGCUGAUGUUGGUGGAGAGCAGCUAUGGAUUGAUGUGUUACAUGCAACACUAGAUCAUGGAGUUGCUCCAGUUUCCUGGACCGACUAUCUAUACCUUACUGUUGGCGGAACCCUUUCUAACGCUGGAAUUAGUGGCCAAUCUUUUCGUUACGGUCCUCAAAUUACCAAUGUUCAUGAAUUGGAUGUUGUUACUGGAAAAGGAGAGCUAAUUACAUGCUCGAAAAAGAUAAAUUCAGAGUUGUUUAAUGCAGUUUUAGGUGGUCUUGGACAAUUUGGAAUUAUUACUAGAGCAAGAAUUAAAUUAAAGGCAGCACCAAAAAGGGUGAAAUGGGUCCGGAUGCUCUAUGAUAAUUAUUCAACAUUUACAAGAGAUCAAGAGCACCUAAUCUCACUUUAUGGAAAUUACCAAGACUUAAUCGACGUCAACGAUGGUCUAGAUUAUGUUGAAGGGUCUCUUAUUAUGCACAAUGUUGAUCCCAACAACUGGAGAUCCUCUUUUUUUACACCAAAUGAUCAAGACAGAAUUGCUUCUUUAAAUUCCCCAAAUGGUAUCCUUUACUUCUUAGAAGUGGCCAAGUAUUAUUAUCAUGAUGAUGACGCCAAUGACACCAACAUAGAUAAGGAAGUUGAGAAGCAACUCAAAGGGCUAAACUUUAUUCCGGGAUAUAUUUUCACACAGGAAGUAUCCUUUGUAGAGUUUCUGAAUCGAGUCCGAAAAGGAGAGCUAGAGCUUGAAUCAAAAGGGCUAUGGGAUGUUCCACAUCCAUGGCUCAAUAUGUUCAUACCAAGAUCUCAGAUUGACGAUUUUCAAUAUGUUUUUGCUAACAUUAUUGCCAAGGAUAGCAAGGGCUUAGAAGGACCAAUUCUCUUUUAUCCAUUCAACCGUAACAAGUGGGAUGACAAGAUGUCUGCGGUUACACCAGAAGAAGAUGUGUUCUAUACUCUAGGGUUGCUGCAUUCAAGUGGUUUGGAUGACUGGGAUGUGUUGGAACACAAAAAUGAGGAGAUAAUAAAUUAUUGUAACGAGAAUGGUAUUCAAAUUAAGCAGUAUCUUCCUCGUUAUACUACUACUGAAGAAUGGAAAACUCACUUCGGCUCCAAAUGGAGAAUUUUUCAGCAUAGAAAGAAUUUAUUUGAUCCAAAGUUGAUAUUGUCACCUGGACAAAACAUUUUUAAGUAAAUCAUCAAGAUCGAGGAAGAUUUACAUUGUUAUAAGACUUCCUAUAGCUAGAAAUUAGUAGUAAACCGUAACAGAUAGCAUAAAUGUUAUAGUUUGGCAUUAUAAGUUGUAACUUAUUUUUAGUCUUGUGUAUUGUGUAAUGAAAUAAUGUUGGUAGAGUAAUAUUAUAUACUUCCGUUGUUUUUGUAAGUAGUUGCAACAUUUUCGACUUUCA
Molecule: messenger RNA, 1941 nt
Organism: Beta vulgaris subsp. vulgaris (sugar beet)
Lineage: Eukaryota; Viridiplantae; Streptophyta; Magnoliopsida; Caryophyllales; Amaranthaceae
Product: cytokinin dehydrogenase 3
Exons: 5
Coding region: 72-1727 (551 amino acids)
Biological process (GO): cytokinin metabolic process
Molecular function (GO): FAD binding; cytokinin dehydrogenase activity
Source: RefSeq, a predicted model, not a curated record